This is a messenger RNA of Camponotus floridanus (Florida carpenter ant), 1870 nucleotides long. Its product is annotated as cytochrome P450 9e2. The transcript has a single exon. Bases 204 to 1745 code for a protein of 513 amino acids. Lineage: Eukaryota; Metazoa; Arthropoda; Insecta; Hymenoptera; Formicidae. The record is from RefSeq and is a predicted model, not a curated record. Gene Ontology annotation, molecular function: monooxygenase activity; iron ion binding; oxidoreductase activity, acting on paired donors, with incorporation or reduction of molecular oxygen.
AAUAAUAAGUAUCAGUUUUACAUAUGUUAACUCUUAUAACCUUUGAACAGAAAAAUCUUGAUACAUAACGAGAUACGAAACAGCCUUACGAACAGUUGCCCGCAACGGUUCGUGCUAGCAAUAUCGCUAGUGUGUUAAAUCAAAUUUUGCCAGACGUUUUGCAAACAGAUUCCAACGAAAAUUUGAGAUAACAUCCGUGUGCCAUGGAAUACUGGUUGAUAUUGUUAUCAAUCGUGAUUGGUGCACUUGGCAUCCAUUAUCUGUUUAGAAAUUAUAAUUAUUUAGAAAGACACGGUAUCAUUCACGUACCGCCUGUUCCAAUACUGGGCAACAUGACAUCAGUUAUAUUUCGUCGAAUAUCAUUGACCGAUUUUAUCCACAAGCUAUACACUUCCAAUUCGGAUGCAAAAUAUAUUGGAUUCUACUUCAUGGGAACGCCAACUUUCGUAUUUCGUGAUCCGGAAAUCAUUAAAUCCGUCCUGGUGAAGAAUUUCGAAGCAUUUCCCGAUCGUUUCGGAUUUGACGAUUUGAACGAACCUUUGCUUACAAACAAUUUGUUUUCUCUUCGUGGACAAAAGUGGCGUGACGUGCGAACACUAUUAAGUCCCUCUUUUACAUCCAGCAAGAUGAAAAUGAUGUUUACCUUGAUGUCGGAAUGCGCAGUAGACUUUGCUAGUUAUCUAUCAACACCUAUAUCAGCGGAUAUAGAUAUGAAAGACGUUUUCACUAAAUACACAAAUGAUAUUAUUGCCACAUGUGCUUUUGGAAUCAAAAUCAAUUCUAUGAAGGAUCCGACAAAUAAGUUCUUUGCUUACGGCAAGGAAGCGACUAGUUUCUUUGGAACACGUCCUAUUAAAGUUUUUUUUCUUAGAAUGUUUCCGACACUCGGGCGUAUUCUCAAUGUAAAACUUAUAGAUAAACACGUGUCGGAUUUUUUUAAAGACAUUAUAAAGACUACUAUUGCUACUCGUGAUGCCGAGAAUAUUACACGUCCGGAUAUGAUUCAAUUGAUGAUGGAUAUUAGAGGCAAAGAAGGUCGAAGAGAGCUUGAUGUCGAUGACAUGAUCGCGCAAGCGUACGUCUUUUUUCUCGGUGGUUUCGAUACUAGCUCAACCACGAUGUGCUUUGCAGCUCAUGAACUUGCUGUUAAUAUAGAUAUUCAAAUCAAAUUGCAGCAGGAGAUAGACAAGGUUCUCGAGGAGUCCAACGGGAAAGUGACAUAUGAAACUAUUAACGGGCUCGAAUAUUUAGAUUUGGUGAUAAAUGAAGUUCUCAGGUUAUAUCCACCAGUUCCGAUAGAAAGGCUAUGCAACAAAGAUUAUGAAUUGCCACCUGCAUUACCAGACAAGAAAUCUUUCAUUAUGAAGAAGGGAAUGAAUUUUUGGAUUCCGGUUUUUAGCAUUCAUCGAGAUAAAAAAUAUUACGAUGAUCCAGAAAAAUUUCGUCCGGAAAGAUUUUUAGACAACAAAACGUAUCAUAACUCAUCGUAUUAUAUGCCAUUUGGAUUAGGACCGAGAAUGUGUAUAGCCAACAGAUUUGCCAUGUUAGAGAUUAAAAUCUUAUUGUUUCAUCUAUUAGCAUGUUGUGAACUGAAACCAUGCGCGAAAACUAUAUUGCCAUUGAAAUUCAAUAAAAAAAGUUUGACAAUAAUGCCGGAAGGUGGAUUCUGGUUGAAUGUUCAGCGUAGAAGCGAUAUACAUCCUGUGAUGGGAUCUAUGCUGUUUAACGGAGAUACUAAUUCUUAGAAAAUACAUAUUUUAAAUAAAAAUAACAGAAAAUCUUUUUCUACUGAACAAUGAUAUACGUGAUGAUAAAAAUAACGUUCUUAUAAUCUUAACACAAUCAUCAUGACAAUAUAACUUGUUUAAAU